Spea bombifrons (plains spadefoot toad) is the source of this 2165-nucleotide messenger RNA. RefSeq names its product fibroblast growth factor 10 (gene FGF10). Gene Ontology annotation, cellular component: cytoplasm. The transcript is spliced from 3 exons. NCBI's taxonomy places the organism in Eukaryota, Metazoa, Chordata, Amphibia, Anura, Pelobatidae. Gene Ontology annotation, molecular function: chemoattractant activity; type 2 fibroblast growth factor receptor binding; growth factor activity. Gene Ontology annotation, biological process: positive regulation of epithelial cell proliferation; fibroblast growth factor receptor signaling pathway; positive regulation of epithelial cell migration. The record is from RefSeq and is a predicted model, not a curated record. Bases 691 to 1305 code for a protein of 204 amino acids.
GCAAUUAGUAGGUCUCACAUCAGUGGAAGGGAUCAGUGCCUUCAAGAAGAACCUCCCCUGGGACUCCCAUGUACUCUUAGGUUUCAGAUGACCUCUGCAGCCGGCAGCCCACCAGAGACAUCCCACCUCUGGAUUGUUAUCACUGACAUUUACACUCCAGUUUCCAACCUGUUUACAACAAGGCAUUGCUAGCCAGUCUUCAAAGCCAACUGUUCUUCCCCAGGCAGACACUUAGCCCACAGAGGAGUUUUUUUAUUACAGCCGGGAAGAGGACAGGAGGAGGGGGAUAGAGACACAGAUUGAGACUCUUUUUUUGUUGGUGCGAGUUGAACAUGUCAUCAUCUCUGUUUUUUUAAGGCUCUGCAGACUUUUAACAUGCUGGGACACAGAUUGCAAUUGCAUUGCUGAGGACAGAGGGACUUGAAGAACAACCACAGGAGAUCUUCAGGGUGAAGUGCAGCAUCUUUUUGUUUUUGAGGAUAUCCCAGAAGAACACUACCCAGAUAUGAGAGGACCUUAGGAGGUGGUUUGUGGACCGAGUGAUGGAUGUUGGUGCAUCAUUCAUUGCCACAGAGAGCAACUCUUUGAGGAUCAUUUGCCACCAGCUCUCAGCUUGCCUUUUAUCUGCUUUUAUCCUUCCAGUAUGUUUCUUUCCAUGAGGCAUUUUCUGAAGCCCAUAGCCUUAAUACAAUGUGGAAAUGGAUACUGACACAUGGUGCCUCAGGCUUUUCCCACCUGUACCGUUGCUUGCUGCUCUUCUUCUUGGUGUAUUACUUGUCCGUCACCUGCGAUGAGAUCGGGAGCAGGGACACGUUACUUUCCCCCGAGGUCUUCUCCAACUCUUCUGGGAGACACGUGCGAAGCUACGAUCACCUUAAAGGAGAUGUGCGCUGCAGGAAGCUCUUCUCUUACACUAAAUACUUUCUCAAGAUCGAUAGAAACGGCAAGGUCAGCGGGACCAAGAAGGAGGACUGCCCCUACAGUAUACUGGAGAUAGCAUCGGUGGAUGUGGGUGUUGUGGCAGUGAGAGCCAUUAACAGCAAUUAUUACUUAGCCAUGGACAGAAGAGGAAAAAUCUACGGUUCAAGAGAAUUUAAUAACAAUUGCAAGCUAAAAGAGAGAAUAGAAGAAAAUGGCUACAACACCUAUGCAUCCCUAACUUGGAGGAACAAUGAGAGACAAAUGUUUGUGGCCCUAAACGGCAAAGGAGCCCCAAAGAGAGGUCCAAAAACAAGGAGAAAAAACACUUCAGCCCACUUUCUUCCGAUACUAGUAUAUGAAGGAAUUUCUUCAUGCUUUAUGUGAACUCGAAAUCUUCUAUGACAAACAUUUGGCGCAUUUUGCAACUCAGAUUUCCAGUUUUCUAAGAAACAGAGACGUGUCUACUAGACAGCGCAUUUGUUCUGGAUGUAAGAGGGGGCUGACUUAUUGUCCUGUGUCGUAAACAUGACUGUAGGCCAGAUCAGAACAGAAGCACCGCUCCCGUUCGUGUGAAACAUGUUUUUAUAUACUCAGUACAACGAAAGGAGCACUGAACAAUCUUACAAGGGAUUUUGGGAAGUUAUUUAUGGAAUACUAACUCAAGCCAAAGGCCUUCAUCAUUCAAAUCCAAUGACCCAAUGAGCGUGUAGACGUGCGUGCAUUGACUGGAAGUACUUGGGUCGUAAUACAGCAAUAAAAGGACUUUCUUAAAAAGAGAUUUUGUGAAGAAUGUAUAGGAUUAAGAAAGAUACAUGUUCAAACUGUUCUAACAAAAUGAAUAUUAUGGUGUAACUGUGUACUCUUCCUUAAUUUCUUUCUGUUUCUUUGUAAGUUAUUUAUUUAAUAGAAUGUUUAAUAUGUGUCUUCAGUGUUUUAGUUUGUUGGAAAUUCCGCGCUUUAAUCUCCGUACCGUAGAGCCUUAGUUGUUCCUGUUUAACAUCGUGUACUGCAUACAUUUUGUGUUGAAGUAAAAGAUACAUAUGCGUUUAAAAUUAGAAAACAUUAUUUACCUAUCAUCCAGUCACGCAGCGGUUAGUUAUGCAGUGAGAUGUGGGGGUCAAUCGCUCACUUGUGUUAUCUUUCAGAAAUGUUGCAUAGCUGAUGGCUAUAUGUUUUAGAUAAAUAUAUGUUUUUGAGUUUUUAAUGCAACAAACUUUUCCUAAUAAAGAUACCGUCACAUCUAU